This is a messenger RNA of Theileria equi strain WA, 1476 nucleotides long. RefSeq lists its product as hypothetical. The transcript has a single exon. The record is from RefSeq and is a predicted model, not a curated record. Bases 1 to 1476 code for a protein of 491 amino acids. Lineage: Eukaryota; Apicomplexa; Aconoidasida; Piroplasmida; Theileriidae.
AUGAACAGUAUGUCUUCGCAGUCGAAUGGUAAUGACGCUGUGAAAAAGGCAGCUGCCUUCUUGGCUGGCUUUACUUCUUCUCAGUUAUUUAUUCUCAUAGUUUCUUCUGGGAGUUAUGCGGUUGACAGAUUCAUGCUCCCUAGGAGUUACGUGGGAUUGUAUAUUAACAGGACUAUUAUUGCCUUCAGGCUGUCUACAUUCUUUGGAUCGCUUCUUCUUAAUAUACUAGUACCCAGCACUAAGAAUUUUGCUAGAAGUCUACCUAUUAUUUCUACAAUAUCAAGCUGGCUUUAUUUCUUAUCCUUUCUAGCUCUGCUACUGAUAUAUUACAAUGGAGGGAAAAAGGGGCACAUCAUGUACUAUUAUUGCGCAAUUAUUUUCUCAUCGAUGGUAUUCGGUUCAAAUAAUGUCUGCCUUCUGGGAGUAAUAGGGAAGGACGUAGCUUAUUACAUAGGUUCUAUGCAGUUAUCUGCCAUCAUGGUAUCUGCUUACCAGUUUCUAUUCACAAAGAUUGCAAAGGCAUGGAUGGUUACCAACAUUCCCUACAAGUUAAUUGUCGGACAAUUAUCACUUGCAGUGUUUGUAUCUGGGAUAUCCGCAAUAUUGUGGUCUGUUGCAUAUGCGAGUGAAAAAAUUGAAGCAAAGGAGACUAAUUUUAAUGGACUAGGUAAGGCCUUAUCUCCAAUUAUGUUGACUACUUUGGGAUUUGGAAUGCAGAAUUUCUUCUAUCCUGCUAUUGCUCCUUAUAAACUGACUGAUGUUAGCACUGGUUACAACAUCGACUUGGUUGUCUUGUUCAUGAGUGCAAUACCAGGCAUGACUAUCUUUGUUUUAUCUCAGUAUGGUCAAGGUCCAAACAGCCCAUGGGACAAAUCAGGAUGGCAUGACAUGUGGAUGUUUUAUGUAUUCGAAGUAUUACUUGGAGCCUUAUUUAUACUAUCUUUGCAUUAUCCAAGAGUAUCAGAUAUUUUUAGAAUGAAUAACUUUUGGGUUCUUGCUAUCCUUACAAUAGCAUACGAUUGGUGUGUUCAGGUAACUAGGGCUUCUGGGAUGGGUGGAGCUGCUAUGCAAGAAUGGGAUUCACAUCGAGGUAAGAGCAAGAGGAAUCCAGCUAUGGCUACUGUUAAUGCUUUUGGAUUUUCUUUGGCCAUGCUAAGUUUUGCAUUCAUGGGCAACGGAUAUCUCACAACGUAUAAACAGGCUGAACAGGAUAGGGACAACUGGCCUACUAAACACUUUACCACAAAAAAGGCAUUCUGGUACUGGUACUCGAGUUCAGCCAAAGGUGCCUAUAGAGCCUGCAUGACAUCUUAUACGAGGGAUAUCAGAAGUACUAUUCUCGGAAAGAAGGAGCAUCUCUUUAUUGUCUAUGAAGAUACUCCACCUGAAGAUGAAGAUCCCUUCUUUGACCUUCCAUUCAUUAAGAAGAAAGAGGAAGCUGAAUGCACACCAUAUCCGUUUGUGCCUCCUUACUAA